Messenger RNA from Hibiscus syriacus, 978 nucleotides. RefSeq names its product extradiol ring-cleavage dioxygenase-like. The transcript has 3 exons. The record is from RefSeq and is a predicted model, not a curated record. Lineage: Eukaryota; Viridiplantae; Streptophyta; Magnoliopsida; Malvales; Malvaceae. Bases 59 to 871 code for a protein of 270 amino acids. Gene Ontology annotation, molecular function: ferrous iron binding; zinc ion binding; oxidoreductase activity, acting on single donors with incorporation of molecular oxygen.
ACUUAAACAAAAAGGAAUGGCGUUGGGAAUUUGCAAAUCAAUUUAAUCGCAUAAAGAAAUGGCGUUGACGAUGAAGGAUACAUUCUAUAUAUCACACGGAUCACCGAUGCUGUCGAUAGACGAGUCGCUUCCGGCGAGGCAUUUCUUGCAGUCAUGGAAGGACAAAGUGUUUUCCCUAAAACCCAAAUCCAUCCUAGUCAUUUCGGGUCAUUGGGACACUUCCUUUCCCGCCGUUAACAUUGUUCAACGCAAUGAUACAAUCUAUGACUUCUAUGGUUUCCCCGACCCUAUGUACAAGCUGAAAUACCCAGCAUCAGGCGCGCCGGAGUUGGCACUAAGAGUGAAGGAAUUGCUGAUGGCAUCUGGUUUCAAGCGUGUUGAUGAAGAUAGGGAACGUGGGCUGGACCAUGGUGCUUGGGUUCCACUCAUGCUCAUGUAUCCAGAGGCCGAUAUUCCGGUCUGUCAACUCUCUGUUCAGUCGGAAAGGGAUGGUAAUUACCAUUACAACUUGGGAAAGGCUUUGGCCCCUCUGAAGGAUGAAGGUGUUCUUAUCAUGGGUUCCGGUGCCACCACUCACAACUUGAGGACCCUUUCGAAAAACAUGGGCAGUGCCGGUGGUGUUUUUCCAUGGGCUUUGGAGUUUGAUAAUUGGGUUAAAGAUGCUCUCCUUCAAGGAAGGUACGAAGAUGUGAACCAUUUUCAAGAGAAAGCACCGUAUGCGAAGAUGGCCCACCCUUGGCCGGACCACUUCUACCCUUUGCAUGUAGCUAUGGGUGCUGCUGGUGAAAAUGCAAAGGCGAAACUUAUCCACCAAAGCUGGGAACUUGGUUCCCUUUCCUAUUCUUCUUACCAGUUCACAUCAGCCACCUGAUGUGAAUUAAACAGUUUAUAUGCAAUACCACCUCUUAAUCCCCAUCCAUUUUAUCUCAAAUAAAUUCGACACAAUACAACAAAGACUAAAGUGCAAGCCCUUUGUUC